UGGUGACUGAUUGUUCUUGUUGUAGAAUACAAUGAUUGAUAGCACUGAAGAAGGAAGAGUUCAGUCUGUGAUUAGAAACUUGAAGAGAGCUAAUUCGUGCGACUCACCUUCACCUUCCCAGUCACUUAUUUCUUUCGACUCUGGAACCUCUCCCGGCAGCGAAGGUGGUACUUCUGUUUUCAGACAUCAGUUUUCCUUUGAAUCGGAUUCAUAUUGUGAUCCAGAGGAUUUCUUUUCUGAAAUUGUCAGUAUGUCCGGGACAAAUGAUUCAGCCGUUUCUCUAGAACCACCUACAAAAGUGCCAUGCUCAGUAAGUCCUCAACUUCAAACUUCGGAGGGUUCAGAGAGAGCAGAUGAAGAAAGCAACCCAUCUGAUUCAGGUGUCGGUCACGUACUACCGGUUUCUGAUGAAGCCACUACUGGAAAGAAUACUCGUACCAAAGAGCUGGAGUUUAUGGAACUUCACACAGUACUCAGGACUCUUAUAAGAGAGGUGUCAACUGCAUCUGAUCGAGAAGAGAAGAUAGAAGCCUCUACUUCUGGUGGUACACAGAAUUCUGGUUUCUGUAAACAGUCGUCCUAUCACACACCCACUACUGUUCUUAAAAGUCCUAGAGCAUUACAACAAGACACUUGCACGAAAACACACUUACUAUACAACACUUACCUUUCAAGUAGCAUGGAUGGGCAAUAUGAACUGAAGAUUUUAAAGCAGCCAGAACAACAACACCGUGCUCGAUACUUGACUGAAGGUAGUCGGGGAGCAGUAAAAGACCAAAACGGGACAGGAUAUCCUGUUAUUAAACUAUUUGGGUACAAACAACCCGUGACGGUACACGUCUUUAUUGGAACUGACCAAGGAAAGAUAUUUCCUCACCUUUUCUACCAGGCCAGCAAGGUUUUAGGAAAGUAUUCCACUUCCUGUUUAGAGACAAAGAUUGAAGGUACGAAUGUCCUGGAGAUUGAGAUGACUCCACAGAAAGACAUGACUGUAAUCUGUGAUUGUCUUGGAAUCUUGAAAGAAAGAAAUGCUGAUGUGGAACACCGUCUAACACUUUUGGGUGGAACAUGUCGCAGUAAAAGGAGAACCACCCGUUGUCGAUUUAUUUUUUGUGUUCAAAUUCCUAAAAGUGACGGGACAUUUGAAACCUUACAAGAAGCAUCAAGCUCAAUAAUAUGUAGUAAGGGUUUUUAUAUUUUUUAAAGAUAUUCCUGAAAAAAUGUAUACA
Molecule: messenger RNA, 1229 nt
Organism: Limulus polyphemus (Atlantic horseshoe crab)
Lineage: Eukaryota; Metazoa; Arthropoda; Merostomata; Xiphosura; Limulidae
Product: nuclear factor of activated T-cells, cytoplasmic 1-like
Exons: 4
Coding region: 32-1204 (390 amino acids)
Biological process (GO): regulation of transcription by RNA polymerase II
Cellular component (GO): transcription regulator complex
Molecular function (GO): DNA-binding transcription factor activity, RNA polymerase II-specific; transcription factor binding; RNA polymerase II cis-regulatory region sequence-specific DNA binding
Source: RefSeq, a predicted model, not a curated record